CUGAUCAGUGUAGAUUUAGACGUUUGAGGCCGAAGAACGAUAGUCUCCCAAAGAAACGCAAAUCGAAACAAAAGGAAAAAAACAAAUAAAAACAUAAACGGCAUUAGCGGAAAGGAAAAACGGCGGUAGCAACAGAAAAACGUUGUUAACAUUUAGCGGCUAACGCGUUUCCUUCUCUAAACGAAAAUCGUUUUUCCAAGAACCUCCCGUGUUACGGUUUCGGUCAUAUCUUUGAAAUUUGAGUUCGUCGUGUGUGAGCCCUCCUCUAACGUCGUGAGUGAAAAGAACGCCGCAAAUGCUGGUCACUAACAUGGGAUAGGGUAUUUUGUGACGAAUUAAAAUCGCUGCCUGAAAUUUUGGAAAUAAAAUGUAAAUACCUACGCCCACAAUAGAAUAGCAAAAAAACGCGAAUUCAAAAUGUCAAAGCUAAAACGAAACUGGAAAAAUGUGCUAAACCAAAGUUUAUGGAUAAUUUAUACGCUCCUAGUAUUGCCAAUUUCGACGGGUGCUCAAAUAUGGCCCCAUGACAACAGUGUCACCAUUUCGCCCAGUAUCUGUAUCUCGUACGAGGCGCAAUUUAUCUGUGAUUGUAAGAUGGUUAAUGAGCAUUUAGUGUUGCCCCACCUAAUCGGCUCAGCCUAUCAACUGGAGAUACGUAAUUGCCAAUCAUUAACCAUAGAAUCCAAUGCCCUGCAGGAGACACAACAUUUACAUAAAAUCAUUUUUAAAAAUGUUGAAAAUUUAGUGCUUAGCCAACAUUCUCUAACAUUGCCGGACUACAGCAGCAGUACACCUUUGAUUUUGUCCUUUGAAAAGGUCAAAAUAAAACUAAUCGAUUCACUUGCCAUCAAUGGACAAAUUGAGGAAAUCACAAUUGUCGACAGCUAUAUAGAGUCUAUAAGACCCUUUGCUUUUAAUAUUUUAAAAAAUAAUGCCCUACGGCUGACCAUGGAUCGGGUGCAGAUCAAACGUAUUGAGCCACAGGCUUUUAAAAAAUUAGUUGUAGAAAAAAUCGAUAUACAAAAUUGUGAAUUUCUAACGAAUGUGCCAUCCAAAACUUUCUACGACAUUGAAGUCUCCGAUUCGCUGCUUCUAUCAAAUGUUAGAUUUAAAACAGUUCACACAAAAGCUUUUUCAUUUAAAAUGAUCUCAAAGCUAACCAUAGCUAAUAAUUAUUUUGAGGCAGUCGAUGCUGAGUGGUUGGAGGCCUUUGUAAAGAAAAGUCCACUAUUAAGAGACAAUCAAUUUGGAAAUACUAGUGAGAUAGCUUUUAAAGGCAUAAAAGUACAUCGCGACUAUGGCAGUAGUGAAAAACUAGAGUUGCGUUUUAGCAACAAUACCAUCCACUUCCCCCGCGACAAUGUACAACCGUUGGAGUUUAGCAAAGAAUUUACACUCAACGUCAAACAGCUGAAUAUGGAUAAUCCAUAUCCCUGCACGGACAUCGAUUACAAUAGUCAGAUAUUAAGACCAAAAAGUGAAUUCUAUAAUCAUUAUCAACACAAUGUCUAUUUUCGACAAGAUGCCACCACAACAUCGCAAGGCACAAGGGCAACGUAUAAGCCAUUAAAUGAAAUUAUUAACAAUGAUUGCUCCAAACACUCCUAUUGGAUUUAUAUAAUAAUUGGUGUAGUUGUGCUACUGAUCCUCAUUGCCUUGAUUGUUGUAAUAGCCUGUUGGCUGGCCGCUAAGAAACGUAAGGCGAAACGAAAAAUGGAUAUAAUACAACCGGAGCCACGUACCUAUAAGGAAACACAAAUAGUUUAUCAAAUUGAAAAUGCCGGACUUCUUAAGACUGACUUUUAACAAAAACAAAAA
Musca domestica (house fly) is the source of this 1818-nucleotide messenger RNA. RefSeq lists its product as uncharacterized. The transcript has 7 exons. The record is from RefSeq and is a predicted model, not a curated record. The coding region runs from base 418 to 1806 and encodes 462 amino acids. NCBI's taxonomy places the organism in Eukaryota, Metazoa, Arthropoda, Insecta, Diptera, Muscidae.